This is a messenger RNA of Chelmon rostratus (copperband butterflyfish), 3811 nucleotides long. RefSeq names its product regulator of G-protein signaling 6-like. Gene Ontology annotation, biological process: regulation of G protein-coupled receptor signaling pathway; G protein-coupled receptor signaling pathway; intracellular signal transduction. The transcript has 17 exons. The coding region runs from base 143 to 1624 and encodes 493 amino acids. Lineage: Eukaryota; Metazoa; Chordata; Actinopteri; Chaetodontiformes; Chaetodontidae. The record is from RefSeq and is a predicted model, not a curated record.
CAUCACCCAGUCUUCUUCAUCCCCUUCUCUCCCCCUCUGCCAAUUAUACCAUGAACCUGCCUGCUGCUUGUUGCUAAGGGGGAAGCCAACCAGGGGAGCGGAGUGGACCAGGCAUUAUUUUGUUUCUAAGGACCAAGUGAAAAUGGCGGAGGGGUCCAGAGACCAGGGAGGUGUGGGCAUCACCGAUCCAGAGGAGGACUCCCCCAAUAUGAUCGUCUACAGAAAGAUUGAAGACAUCAUUACGCGAAUACAAGAUGAGAAAGCGGGAGGUGUUGCCAUCCGGACUGUCAAAAGCUUCCUCUCCAAGAUCCCCAGCGUGGUAUCAGGGGCGGACAUUGUGCAGUGGCUGAUGAAAAACCUCUCCAUUGAGGAUCCAGCUGAAGCCAUCCACCUUGGGAGUCUGGUCGCUGCCCACGGCUACAUCUUCCCCAUCUCUGACCACGUCCUGACACUUAAGGAUGAUGGAACCCUUUAUCGCUUCCAGUCUCCAUAUUUCUGGCCUUCAAACUGUUGGGAGCCUGAGAACACAGACUAUGCCAUUUACCUGUGCAAGCGCACCAUGCAGAAUAAGGCCAGGCUUGAGUUAGCUGACUAUGAGGCUGAGAACCUCGCCCGGCUGCAGAGGGCUUUCGCCAGGAAGUGGGAAUUUAUCUUCAUGCAAGCUGAGGCUCAAGUCAAGAUCGACAGGAAGAAGGACAAGGCAGAGAGGAAGAUCCUGGACAGCCAGGAGAGGGCAUUCUGGGACGUCCAUCGGCCAGUGCCAGGCUGUGUCAACACCACCGAGAUGGACAUCCGCAAGUGCCGAAGAGAGAGGAACCCACACAGGGUAAAAAAGUCCGUCUACGGGGUACCAGAUGAUGGCCAGAGCCAGCCGAGUCCCAGCCACAUCAGCUCCCAGCCGACCAGGAAGCCCACCAAAGAGGACGUUCAGAAGGAGAUUACCUUCUUGAACACCCAGCUGGACAGACACUGUAUGAAGGUUUCCAAAGUGGCCGACAGUCUGAUGAGCUACACCGAGCAAUUCAUGGAAUAUGACCCGUUCGUGUCGGCCACGGAGCCCUCCAACCCCUGGAUCAGCGACGACACUUCCUUCUGGGACUUGGAGGCAAGUCGUGACCCCGGCCAGCAGCGUGUGAAGAAGUGGGGCUUCUCUCUGGAGGAGGCGCUCAAAGAUCCAGCAGGACGAGACCAGUUCCUGAAGUUUCUGGAGUCAGAGUUCAGUUCAGAGAACCUGCGGUUCUGGUUAGCAGUGCAGGAUCUGAAGCGGCGGCCGCUCCAGGAGGUGGCCUCCAGGGCGCAGGAGAUCUGGCAGGAGUUUCUGGCCGAGGGAGCGCCGAGCUCCAUCAACCUGGACUCCCACAGCUACGAGCGCACCAGCCAGAACCUCAAAGACCCCGGACGAUACAGCUACGAGGACGCUCAGGAGCACAUAUUCAAGCUAAUGAAAAGUGACAGCUAUGCACGCUUUUUGCGAUCCAACAUCUAUCAAGACCUCCUGUUAGCAAGGAAGAAGCAGCCAGCAGACACUGAGCAGGGCCGCCGCACCUCCUUGGAGAAGUUCACCCGCAGUGUGGGCAAGUCAUUGACGGGAAAGCGCCUGACAGGCCUGAUGCAGUCGUCCUGACACAGCCUGUGCCGGAGGGGCACAGCCAGACCCUGCUGGGGGAGCGAGCGCCACGCAUGGGCCGGGGCGGGGCCGCAGACAGCGGAGCUGGGCUGGACAGGGCUGCUGUGGAGGCUCCCAGACGGUGCUCCGAGGACUGCCGCUGCCAUACUGCUAGCGCAGCACUGGGCCUGCCGGGGCGACCGCCCCAAACACGACCACUGAGGGAAAGACAAUGCUGACAAGGGCGACCUUGGCCAACACGACACAUGGCAUGCAGCAUACAGUAUAAGCACAUUCAGACUAGGGCUGCCCUCUUUCCAUCACUUAGUCGUAAAUCGGUUGUUAGGCUCUUUGUCGACUAAGCUGAUCAGUUUCUAUUGAUUUCAUUUUGUUUUAUAUAAAGGUGUGCUGGUUAUUAAAGGCACAUAUCUGGUAUUGCAACAAUAUUCUUUGAUGAAAAACAACACAUGUACAUUUGCCACAACGUUUGCAAUGAAUUGUCCUAAAACAGCAGGGGCCAGUCCUAAGUCAGACAUACUUGCUUGAAUACAAGGUCAAACAGGCACAUCAACACAACACAGACACUAAUCUACAGUAUUUUGCAUAUGUCUAUGUACUCACAAGGCAGCCAGCAAUAAAUAACGCGUGAGACCACUUAUUUCUUUUUUUAGAAAUAUAUCAAACCUCUUUUUAUAUCCUUGAAGUUUAUAUCUGUUCCUUAAAAAGCACAUGACAUGUCGGUUUAAUAGCGAGCAUUUUUUGGCAGUAAUGAAGAGCAGAAAAAGUUGUUUUUUCCCAUAAGUUCUAUUUAAAGACGUCUACAAAACGGAUUUUUGAAGGUAUAGUUUUUCAUGCUUCAUUACAUUCCAAAAUCUGGCAUAAGGGCUUAAUGUAGCACUCACACUGCGCCAUCACGGGUCACACAAAUGUCUUUGUUAAGUAUUAAUGUUUCGUUUCCGCAGCAGUGCUUUGCGAUGAGACUUGUGGCAAAGGUAAAUCUAAUCCAGUUGGCAAAUUGGUUCACUGCUUUCACAACCUCCCAGGCUUCAAGUUCCAAAGUUAUCAGGCUGCACAGUCAAACUCAUCAACUCCAAACGUGUGUGUGAAGCUUCAGCACAAACAGCGGCCCGUGUGGUUGUGUGAAUCCACAGUGAUUUGAGGCUUUACCUAAGUCACAGCUCGAGUGUGUUCAGUCACAUGUGAUAUAGCGUCCACGUGUUUUUUGGGUUCCUACUGUAGUGUAGUUUUAAAUGUUUCCAGUGCCAUGGGUCCAUCUAGUGGUGGUUAAACCACAGGACCGAGCAACAGAGUGUUACAUGACUGUACCGAGCAGUGUUCGCAUCAUAUGGAAGGACAUCAUGAUGUCAAAACUAGUUUUAUUUCAAGGCCUGCAGCCCAAUAUGGGAUCAUUUAUGUUUUGUUGUUUUUUUACUGCAUGAAUAUCUCAUCUUUUGUUUUCUCAAAACAAUGAAAUCUGCCCACUUGUUUUGGCAAAGUGUACGCCGUGACUCUCCAUCUAAUAAUCGUCAUGUGUUUUAACGACUAUGGGGGAAAAGGUGCAUGUUAUUGGACCAUAAUGGAGCGUUAACAUUGGGUGGAAAUGAUUUGACUCUCUGAAGACAGCACACGGAUGGGGGAAAAGCAUUGAAAUGAAGCAACACUCCACAAUGAACAGACAUCAACGCCCUGAAAUGCAACUGACGACAACAUUUGACCCGUGACGGGUGGCGCACACUGAACAUUAAGGCCUCUGUGCUCCACUGUGGCUUCGAACUUCUUCUACAGACAGAAAGUGCAUGGACUGAGGAGAUUUUAGUCUCACAGCUCCCCCAUGAGGCCAGUGACUGCUACAGCUACAAACCGAACUGCUGAGUGAGGCCAUCAUUUGUUAUUUUCUAUUAGAGUCGUUGCCAUGCACUGUACAGGUCAUAUUAAUAAUCAUCAUUAUUAUCAUUAAACCAGUAACCUCUUGACUAUAAGGUAGAGAGAGAUGCUUAACUCGAGUCAAUGUACCAAAUGUUAUUCUCAGCACAAACACAAUGACACUAUGUACAGGGUGCGUUGUCCAUGUAAAUUGGCUACAUUUCAUUAUCCAGAAGCACACUUUAUUAUGAUAUGGGCGCAUUACUAUGCAUGUAACAUAUUCAGGGCAUUUUGUGCUUUUAGUUUCUCAAUCAGCAAGAUAACUACUGGCACUCCCAAACA